ACUGCGGGGCUGAGCUGGAGGAGGAGGAGGCUGGGGGAGAAAAACUGACACGUGGAUUACUCCUCCUCGGGCAUCACGAACACCACUCUUCCUCCUCCAGCUCCUCCAGCUCCUCCAGCUCGCUCCUCUUCCUCCUCUUCCUCCUCUUCAGGUCAUGGAUCCACACGGAGCAAAGCAGGGAUAAGAUCGCGAAGAGCCUCCUGCGUCCUGCGUCCUGGUCCGAGCGUAAAGAGACUCAAAGUAAAACCUCGACUGACAGAAAAGGAGAAGGAGAAGAAGGAGGAGGAGGGGGGGCCGCCGUUUACCUCGCGUUGAAUGGCAGUUAUUCAAAAGUAUGGCAAGAACUGUAGUCCAGAUUUGGUCUGUCACAAGGAGAACGGUCCGCCAGAGAAGAGCGGAGUCCCGGCGGGUCACAAGAAGUGGCCCGAGCACAACACCCACUGGCCCAGGCCGGUGGCGAGGGUGUGGACGGUGGUGCUGCUGUUCGGGACGUGCCUCCUCUACUGCGCCCGCGUGGCGAUGCCCAUCUGCUCCGUCAGCAUGGCGGAGAAGUUCAACUGGACCAAGAGGGAGUCGGGCAUGGUGCUGGGCAGCUUCUUCUGGGGCUACUGCUUCACCCAAGUGCUCGGAGGCUACGUCAGUGACAGAGUGGGAGGUGAGAAGGUCCUCCUGCUGUCGGCAGCGGCCUGGGGCUCGAUGACAGCCUUCACACCCAUCCUGGCUCAGUUCUGCUCCCAGCCCAUCUUCUCCAUGACACUGGCUCGCUUUCUCAUGGGCCUGCUGCAAGGAGUUCAUUACCCCUCCCUUGCGAGUCUGUGCUCUCAGAAGGUGGUGGAAAGCGAAAGAGGCUUCCUCAUGAGCACUGUGGGUAGCGGCUCCUAUCUGGGAACUCUCCUGAUCGGAGGGGCCGGCUCCCUCAUGUUGGACCUGUACGGCUGGGAGAGUGUUUUCUAUAUUACCGGCCUCCUCUCAGUGUUGUGGUCCUACUUCAUGUGGAAAUAUCUACUCAAAGGAGAAGGGCCUAUCAUCACCCUGGAGUCCCUGGGAAGCGGUGGGCCCCAGUCCAAACUGACAAAGAGACACUGGUUGCGGCUCCUCAAACAACCUGCAGUCUGUGCCGUGAUCGUUACACACCUUUGCACAGCCAGCACCUUCUUCACUCUUUUGUCCUGGCUGCCAACUUUCUUCAGAGACACUUUCCCGGACGCCAAGGGUUGGGUGUUCAAUGUGAUUCCCUGGUUAGUGGCCAUCCCCUCCUCCCUCCUCAGUGGCUGCCUGUCUGACCACCUCAUCAGUCAAGGCUUCGAUACGGCCUCAGUGAGGAAGCUGAUGCAGUUCUUCUCCAUGGGUGUGUCCAGUGUGUUUACCCUCCUUCUAUGUGGCAACAACACCUUCCCUUGGGCUGUAGCAUUUGUGUCUGCCACCAUGGGCCUCACCACCUUCAGUCACAGUGGGGUGUCUGUAAAUGUUCAAGAUCUUGCUCCAUCCUGUGCUGGAGCCCUCUUUGGUGUUAUGAAUACAUGCGGUGCUUUCUCAGGGGUCCUACUGGUGUAUUUCUCGGGGUAUCUCAUCGAGGCCACAGGCUCGUGGGCGUCUGUGUUCGCCCUCAUCACUACAGUCAACCUGCUGGGCCUCUGCACCUUCCUGGCGUUCGCCGAGGCCCGGCGGAUGGACAUUGACUGUAGUAAGGUGCGCCACCACAACAUCCACAUCUAGAUCGUUAGUCAUCACAGCCACCGGAGUGCCAUUCCUCAAGGGAGAGUGUGACCUUGGGCGACCGGCAGCUGGGACACGAUUCACUUUGGAGAACUCAGCCAAUGGACGGAAAGCGGCGCAUUGGAGGGAGCGUGCAUACAACACCUGGAAAAACGGACGGGUCUGGUUAAAGGAGCACUGCAACAGUUACUGAUAAGCACACAGCAGAGUCGGCACAACGACGAAUCACACGGAGCAAAGAGCAAAACAUGGCAGUGUUAGUAGAUGCUCGGACAGUUCAGGGAGGAGGUGGAGUGGGAGAGAAAGAAAUCAACGCAGCGAGCGGGUUCUUAUACGGUUGCUGGCCCGCUGUUUACACCUGUUCCAGAAUGUGUGACCCGAGACUGUUGUUGGAAAGCAGCGGCUCGCUCUCGGUGUGUCGUUGUGUGUUGGAGGAGCUUUGAGACUGAUGGAUAUGUGAGACAGCUGCGACAGACCAAGGUGGUGUGUUGUUGCCCUGCAGGGAGACGCUGUGCCAGACGCAGGGAGAGAGUCCAGCCUCUCGGAUCCCAAGUCUUUUAUUAGUCGAGCCCCACUCACCCCAUCUCCACGAGAAGCGUCUGAGUGACAGCUCAUUACCCAGCCGCUAAUUACACUGCAGGCGCUCUAAUGUCCCGUACCAUUUGUCUAGCGCAUCUCCAUGGUUACGAGCUCAUCUUUACCGUUACGGCGCAGAGGGGGGGGGGCAACAAGACCAAAGGUUAUCUAUUAUUUUUAUUCUCUUUCUAUGUGGACGCAUGGAAAAGAAAUACCUCACUUAAUUAUUUUUUUGUGCUUUAUUUAUAUGGCUAUACGACCUUUUUUGUUAAUUUUUUUUUAGAAAAAAAAAUAAUAUAUAUAUUCAGAUAGAUAAGAGAUUAAUAACUAUUUUGAUGGGAAAAUGUAAGUUACUGUAUAAGUGUGAUGGCGUCUGGAAAACUCAAUAGAACGUUCUGCAGGUUGAGUAUCUUCACUUGUUCUUCUUCUCUGACCGGCACUUUCCCGUCUAAGGAGACAGCAUCGGCGGAAAUAAAACCGUCCAUAUAAUCAUCUCAAACAUUUUUUGCGUGAAAUAAAAUACAAAGUUAUUAUGGCACUUUACAUUAUAAAAACUCUUUAGACGGGAAGUGAUGUCAGUACAUGGGGGGGAGGAGGGAUCCCGUCCGCUCGUCAUGGCGUUGUGGACAAAUCAAAGUUUUCACACUCUGUCUCCUUCUGCCAGUUUUAAAUACUAUUGUCUCUAUGGUUACACACUGAUAUGAUGAAUAUCGCAGUGUAGAGGAAAGCACCAACAACCACCGUUACUGGAGAGCAUUUGUUAUCAUGUCCUUACUGCAGAGAAUGUAGCAGCACAAAACUAGAAAGGAUUGUUUCAUUCAGCCUUCACGACACAGUUUUGAUUUCACGUCAUGUUUAGAUGCUCACUUGACGCGUGUACCUUUUUUAAAUCUAUGCAUUUUGUAUUCUUUGUCUAAUUUAAGCAAUGAGAGAACUGAGGUCACACAGUGUCAGCGAUCAUUGCACGUUGCUAUUGUUUCCCCGGUUGCUGGAGUUGUGUUGCUUAUAUGUCGCUUGUCAUCGUUGAUUACAGACACAGGCACACAGCAUUUCCUUGGAUAUUUUCUAGCGGCACUAGGAAGUGUAUCUUUUGGUUGAACAUGGUGUCUUUACAAUUCUAAUAUAGGAAAUGCCCAUUAUGGUCAGUGGUUACACAAAUAUGGGAAUAAGAAAUCAACUAUUGAGCUUGGAAUUUCAUAUCAAUGUAAUUUUGAAUCUGUGCACACACCAUGUUUAAACGUGAAUGUUGCCUUGACCAUUCAGUUACACAAUCAAGUCUAUUUAUAUAAAACUGCUGCACAAAUGAAUGAGCCUUCAACUUUUUCAUCGGCCUUUUUUUUUUGAAUGCCGCACAUUCCUGAGAUGUUUAACCCGUCUCAGCAGAUAUGCAUUUAUUUCCAGUUGCCUUCACUGCUUGUCCUCUAUUUGUGUUACUGUGUCGAUGUCGUUCUGCAGAAUGUUAAGAUUUACACGACAAAUAGCUGAUGUUCUGUUCACCAACAUAUCUCACUGAAGGUUCCUGAAAGCCUCACUGACUAAUUGAUUUUUGAUAAUGUAUAAUAUAUAUAUAGAUAUACAUGAUAAGAAAAAAGGCAAGAAUAUGCAGUAUUCCAAUGCUGAGAAAUGUUGUAUU
Limanda limanda (common dab) is the source of this 3925-nucleotide messenger RNA. RefSeq names its product solute carrier family 17 member 9b (gene slc17a9b). Gene Ontology annotation, molecular function: transmembrane transporter activity. Gene Ontology annotation, cellular component: membrane. The transcript has 13 exons. The record is from RefSeq and is a predicted model, not a curated record. Bases 316 to 1716 code for a protein of 466 amino acids. Gene Ontology annotation, biological process: transmembrane transport. NCBI's taxonomy places the organism in Eukaryota, Metazoa, Chordata, Actinopteri, Pleuronectiformes, Pleuronectidae.